AGCAUGGAGGGAUCCCAUGUGUCACACGAGAUACCGAGACACCGCAUACAAACGCUGUCGCGAGCAGUUUUAAUAAUGUGGUCGGUUAUUGAAAAAAUGAAGAAUACAAUUCCAAUAAGAAUACGGGAUCAGUAAGAAUUCUUCCGCCAUUUGCAUCCAUCUAGAUGUACCGAAUGACCAUGGAAUCUCUUCUCGAUGAUCUGAAGAUUCAGGACAAGCAAAUAUUUGAAGAUUUGAUGGUUUACAGAUCACAUGAUGUACACCGUUUGCUGAAGAGAUUGGAUCUUAUCCACAAAAUCCUGCAGGAUGCUGAUCAGAAGGGUCAUUUGAAACAAGUUGUACCGACUGCCACCAACCAGUUCCUCCAAACAGUUCUACAGUGCUACUACAGAUGCAUUGAAUCUAUAAAGCUUGCCAGAUCUGUGGAAAAGUUGUUACAACCUUGGAGAUUAACACACAAAGACUAUAUCCAAGACAAGUUGUCAGCUUUUGUGUCCUCAAUUACCUCUAAGGAAAAUCCAGAUUUAACGAGUUUAACAACAGUGUCCAACUUACUGGAGCAUAAUUUGGUGGUGAGAAAUGUUGUGGAGGAGAAGCUUGUCCCAUUUCUGGUUUGGAUUGAAGGAUGUUUAGAAACAUUGAAGAGAAAGACACCAUCAGACCUCUCUACAAAUGAGGCUGGGAAUCUGUAUACCCUGGUCAAGAUUGUGCUGCAGCUGUUUCAGUCCUGUCCUUUGGGGAGGACCAUUACAGAGACUCCUGAAGGCUUUAGUCCUCAGAAAGAGGCUGUGGAAUCAUUAUUGACGGUUGUGUACAGCAUUCUAGAUACUGAUGGAUAUGCCACAGACUGUGUUUUGUUGGCGGGCACAACAUUUUCCUACGUGUUGUCCACGGCCUCCUCACCAGCAGUCACUGUGUCAGCUUUCUGGUCAACAUUCAUGUCUCUCCAUAAUCCAGAUAUACAGUUUUCCACAGAAAGUCUGAGGGGUUCCAGACAUACAUCUUCUGAUCAGAUAAAUGCCUCCUACAGGAAAUCACUCGGUGCUAUAUGUUUGGUCAAAGGCAUUGUGGCAUGUAGUUCUACUGAACUAUUGUGUUACCAUGGAAACAACCAAUCAAAUACAUUCAUCACUGACCUUUUCCCAGUGAUAGUUGGAUACUGCUGUGGACCAAUCAAUUUACACUUUCAUUCCUUUAGUUUAUUGCUGUCAUGGUAUAAAAAAUGUUCCAUAUGUUUGACAAAAAAUGACAAUUUUCAUGUAGAAUGUAUUGAGAGAAGUGACAUUUUCUCACAGACUUUGAACUUAGUGUAUUUGAAUUGGGACAGCCCUGUAGAAGAUGUGGCUGAGAUAGUAGGAGAGAUAUUCAGGAUGAUGUUGGAAUGCUGGAAUACCAUAACAACCAAGAACAAAACAAGUCCGAACAAUAUUGACAAUGACUUGUCAGGAAAAGCUUUGUCCAAAUUAGAAACUACACCUUGGUAUGUGAAGGGGAAGUACAGGAUUCUAGCUGUCCUUUUGUCUUAUGUGGACCAGGACAAGAUUCUUACACGAUGUCCUGAGAUCAGGCAGCAUCUCCAACAGUGUAUGUCUACAAACUACCUAGCUCCAUGUGGAGCAGAUGUCUACAAAGCCUUCCUCCUACAGAUCAGGAAAAAGAAUAACAGAGACACUGUUGAUGUGUGGAGCAAUACCUGGCUGAAUACUGUGAUACAGAGUCUCACAAGUAACAAUAUAUUACUACGAAGUAACACAAACCACUACUGGGUGCAGUCAACACUGAAGGUGCUGCCAUCUGUUGGAGAUUUCCUCCAGGAACACUUGUCAGGUGUGUUGUACGCGGAGGAUUCUAGUCUUCCACGGCAACAGGUUCUGCAUGCCUGGGUGGUGGUGUCAAAGGUCACGAGAAAUAACACAGGCAAAGAAGCUGAGGACUCUGCCUUGUUGAGAGAAGCUCUGUACAGUAGUUCUGAGGAGACUCGAGCCGAGGCCAUCAGUCUGAUCUGCAGCUCCCUACGGAAAGCUGAAUCACUGUCAGAGAGAGACUGCAAACUUUUGAUGGAAAUCCUGCCUCACAACCUCAAGAUUGACUCUGCCCCAUUCAGACAACACCUAGGAGCCAGCAUGAAGAAACUACUUUCCAGGAUACGAGACAGCUGUUUGGCAGAAUUAAGAGUUGGAAAAGACAUUUCGUUAGGUCUGACCUUUGUUGAGUGGCUUCAGAGUCUCUGUGUAGACAGUCUGAUGUCAGGGGCUUGUUACCAGCGACGGAAGACUUGUCUUGACCUUCUAACCAUUCUGUACGACACAUUGGUAUAUCAGACCGACUCCAAGCAGAGGAAAUCCUUCACACCAGAAUCAACCUUGACACUGGUUAGCCAUGCCAGGGAUGAGGGUGUGUGGGAUUUCUUCUCCACAUCCAACACGGUCUGUCUCCUCCACUGUCUAUGUGAUGGAGCUGAUGAGAUCCAGGAGAUGUGUGCCAGCCUGCUGAUGAAGUAUUUUCAAUGGCCGUUGUCAUCUUCAUGGAUUGGUAUGACACAGGAGGACUUAGCCUGCCAUCUGCUGACACAUGCUCUCAAUUGUUGUAACAGUCCAAAGGCCUCAGAAAGUCAGAGUGGGGCAUUACUGACAAAGAUCAUCUUCACUAAGUAUGUGGUUGAACAUGGAUGGACCUUUGAUAUGACUCUCACCAAGGAUGGAGCCUGUUGUUCUGUUCUGCCAUUAAACACUCCAGAAAAAGACAAUGCAGUUGUCAUAUUUCUCAGAACACUCAUCUCCUUUAUUGUUAAAACUAUGGAAACCUCUAAGACCAAUGUGGUUUUGGCCUCCAAGACUUCACCCGUUCAUGGGUUUGUUGCUGCCAGUACAAGAUGUAUAACUGAGACCCCAGACCUUCUGUACAAGCACUCCAGUGACUUGGAUACAGUUGCCAAGGAGAUGAUCUCUUUGGAUAUAGUCGUGAUUGACACUAUGUUGAAGGUGAUGGCUAGAGACAGUGAGAUGGAGAUGUGUCCAUCCUUUGCCGAGAUCGGAUCAGCCCUAGAGAGUUGGAUUGCGGAGAGUGAAGACUCGUAUACAGAGACAACAUCUUUGUCAGCCGAGUACCAGUACCUCCUCUCCUGGUGCUGGAUCAACCUCAAGGAGAGUUGUAAAAGCUUGGGGCAUCUCACAGAUGUGUUGGAUCAGAAGGAUGAAAAAGUUGUUGAAACCGUACACAGAAUUAGUCAGGUGUUCUCAAACAUUCUCACCAACUGUCGACACAAGGGGGUUAUAGAGGGAUGUCGCUCAGCUUUUUCUCGCUAUUGUUUCUCAUUAUUUACAUCCAGUAAUAGGGAGCUGAAUCAGAUGCCUGAGCUCAUCCUGAAAGAGUCUUUGUCCACCCUGGUUACCAAGGCGACAUCUACAUCCACGACCAGAAUGUCUGCCGGACUUCCCAUUAUCAUACAGACCAUUGUCAGUUGUGAGAGGAAAUACAAAAAGACCAAGCUGUUACAGACUGCUCUAGACUCUCUCUUCCACAUCACAAGUCUACCAUUGGCUGCAGAGCUGGACGAUAAGUUUGAUCUGCCUCAAGUUCAUGGCCUCAACAUCCUCAACUCCUUAUACAGUGACUCCAGUCUGACGGCUUCCCUCACACCAUACAUAGAGGGUGCGGUGAAAUUGGUAGUGGACAGCUUUGGUUCACCAGCCUGGGCCAUACGAAAUGCUGCCACCCGACUUUUCAGUUCUUUGGUGACAAAGAUGUUUGGUCCUAGAAAGAGUUUGGAGGAAGGUGCGUGUAACACGCUGUCCUUCCAGGAGUUUGCCUCCCAUUACCCAGAGUUACCCCCCUUUAUGCUGCGAGAGUUGGACAAGGCCUUGCUGACAGACAUUAGUGCUGUAGACAAGCUCCAUCCCUCACUUUUCCCAGUGCUAACAUUACUGUCACACUUGGGGCCCACAGUCCAACAGCAGCAAAGCCAAAUCACCGAGUUCCAGGGUCGGAUCCAGUUCUUGUUAGCCAGUCCUGUAUACUACUUACGUCAACUGACAGCAAGUGCUUUUGUUGCUAUGGUACCUGUAAAUUCUGUGAGGGACACUCUGAUUGGUUUACUAAAGGACAUUCCAGAGAAUUUGUGUCCAAGUCACAUGUGUAACAGGCUACAUGGAACUCUUCUGUGUUUGGAGAAAAUUCUAGUCAUACAUAACAUCAGUGAAGCUGAUGCAUCAGAAGUGAUGGGAUUAUUAAAGACGAGGGCGUGGAUAGGCUGCGACCCAGCAGUGUGCCCACUCAUCAAACACACUUUCCUGACUGUACUCAGUAGACUUAUACAGAUAUUUCCCGGGACAGUCAGAUCUGCUGGCCAGCAUUUGGUGAUGCUGAUACAGAAGUGUGCUACCAGUCAGUAUCAUAGAAGGGUAAAUCUAGGCCAUGGAGUGCUGACUAAGAACCUGGUACAAUGUAUACUGACCAGUGAGGACUGGGAGACAGGGAACAGGUUACUACACGACCUACUCCACAGCUCUGAUAUGGAUGCUAAGCUGGCUUGUGUAUCCACACUUGAAUGUGUGCUGGAGUCGGGAACAUGGCAGGCCUCAUGCUGGACCACCAUUCAGGGGAUGAUCAUGGACGUGCUGCAGAGAGAGACCUACCCUGUCCUUCUCACCAACUGUCUGUCUCUGUUGUUCAGUAUACACAAUACUCAUGGGACAGACCCUGACACCGCUGACCAGCUGUACCAAUACUGCUGUGACAAUGGCAAAGGGGGACAAGGAAGUGUGAAGGCAGCCGUAUUGGCAGUGACAGCAAUCGGAAUUAAAAACUGUAUAGAUACAUCAAGACCCCCGUCACCUGAUGUCAUGUUUCGGUGGUGUGACCAGGUGUUGAACGCAAGCAGGAUGAUCGGGGAUGAACAUUUCAGAUUGGCUGCAGCACAAGCCAUGGUUACUGCUGGACAUGCCAUUAUGACUACAUCAUGGUCACCAGAGGACGUGUCCCACCAAAACUGUGUUGUCAAACUUUUUCAGGCUAUGUCUAACCUUGUCCAGGACGAUGAUACAGAGGUUCGUGUAUUGGCCAUGAAGUUUAUACCACACCUGUGUUACAAAGGCAGGUCAAUACAGUAUGGUGCUGUACAGUGUAACACAGGAUACCAGCUGUUGUUUGAGUACCUACACACAUCUUACUGGUGGUCUGAGGCUGUGGUGUCCACUCUUGUCCAGAUGUUGUACCAACCCAAGGACGUCCGUACAUGUAUUACAAACAAACUUACUGCAUGUAAUCAGCAACUGUUUGAGCAGGAAGAUGAUACAUUCUGUAUAGAAAGUAUAUUCACUAGACUCCAAGUUUACAAGUCAUUAAAGUUUGUUGUGAGUAUGUGUGAAGACAGACAGUCCAACUCCAGUGUACAAUGUCUGAGUGAGCCAGGACAAGCCCUCUCUAAUGACCUGAAAUUUGUGGAAGAUUUCAUCAACAAACAUGUAGAUGGUAAGCCUGUGUUCAGUCUGGGUAUGGAUACUGCAGUAUUGUCAGCUAUUGCUGGGUGUGUGCUAUUUGGUUUGGUGCUGGUUGAGGCCAGAUUUUCUCCAGAGGAUUCCGUCUGUUUACAGCUACAAAAUAUUCUCUCAAAUCCAAAUCUGCCACCAUCAUUGAGGCGUGCCAUUGAUGGAAUAAAUAAACAGGAUGGAAACUUUCUGGAUUGUGAUAGAGUGCAAUAGUAUGGUGGAUUCAGCUUAGAAUUCUGAAAGGUUCCUGUGGCUAUAACAGCACAAUGGACGAUACAGGUGACUACUGGAAAAACAAGGGUGGAUCAUGUACUGUCAGACUUUCUCUGUCAAACAACUUGUUUUACAAACAAAAGUGGUAUUUGGAAUCCUUUGUUACUGUUUCACCAAAAGUGUACAUCAGUUGACUACAGUCAUGAAAAAACAUGGUCCAGUGUUGACUACAGUCGAGAGAAAAGCAUGGUCCCGUGUUGACUACAGUCAAGAGAAAAGCAUGGUCCAGGGUCCAGUGUUGACUACAGUCAAGAGAAAAGCAUGGUCCAGUGUUGACUACAGUCGAGAUGAAAACGUGGUCCAUUUUUGACUGCAGUCGAGAUGAAAACGUGGUCAAGUGUUGACUACAGUCGAGAUGAAAUGCAUAAUCUAGUGUCGAGAGGAAAGUGUGUUACUGGACACAUGGCCUUUGAUAAUAUAUUGGUUGAAGCUCAACAACAGGUUUAAUACCUCAAAACCUCACAAACUGCAAUAAAACCUGUCCAGGAUUUUCAGAUAAUCAUCAAAACAGUAAAAGAUUGGUAGUAUAACUGUAACUGUGAUAUAUGUGUUUGGCUGUGGAAUAAAUAGAACAUAUUUAA
Molecule: messenger RNA, 6340 nt
Organism: Pecten maximus
Lineage: Eukaryota; Metazoa; Mollusca; Bivalvia; Pectinida; Pectinidae
Product: thyroid adenoma-associated protein homolog
Exons: 36
Coding region: 165-5699 (1844 amino acids)
Biological process (GO): tRNA methylation
Cellular component (GO): cytosol
Source: RefSeq, a predicted model, not a curated record